Molecule: messenger RNA, 931 nt
Organism: Balaenoptera ricei (Rice's whale)
Lineage: Eukaryota; Metazoa; Chordata; Mammalia; Artiodactyla; Balaenopteridae
Gene: C14H22orf15
Product: chromosome 14 C22orf15 homolog
Exons: 6
Coding region: 300-851 (183 amino acids)
Source: RefSeq, a predicted model, not a curated record
UGGAAGCUGGGAGGGCCUGAGUCUUCUCUGAUUACUCUGAUCUAGCUAGCAGGAGGAAGAGGAGGCCAAGGCUCCUGGACUAGCUGCAAGGACCCCCUGGGCUGGUGGAGCCCAGCCCCAAGGGCGGCUGAGCGGGGAGCUGCACCUGGACCCACCCACCCAUCACUCCCCCAUCCCCGACACACACAUCUCCUGCAGGGCGCCGCAUGGGGUAGAUCUCAGCCCCAGCUCCUUCCUUAGUCAGGAAGUUGGGGGUUGGGGGAUCAAAGCCCCUACAUCUGUCUCCUUCCCCCUGCAGCAUGUUUAUCACGGUGAUGUCUGGAGCUGGCUGCUGGGAGCUGGUGAACCCCUGGUGCAGCCUGGUGAUCCUCAUCACCCACCUGAGGCAGAGGGGGCAGGUGCCCCUGGAUGCGACCAUCGCCCUCCUGGCUGAGGACGGGCACCUGGUGAACCUGGGUGAGGGACUGGAAGAGGGGCCUUCCCCGGCGCCCUCCAUGGGCAGCCCCCUGCUGCAGGAGCGUGGGACCUAUGUCCUAGUGCAGAUCAUCAAGUGCAAGCGUGGGGCCCCCACCUGCUAUGAGUCCCUCCUGGAGAAACUGGAUGAGCGGUGUCCAGACCUGGCAGAGGAGCUGCGCUGGCUGUCGGGCCUGCCCCCCCGGGCGAUGGCUGGAGAAGGCGCGCCGGCACUCUGCAUGGCCACCAGGAGCAAGGCCCUCCUUCACGGCCCCGAAGGGUGGGCUUCCUGCUGUCUGGGACCCACUAGCUGGGGCCGAGAGCCAGUCUGGACUGCCCGAGGCUGUCAGAUUACACCGGAUUACAAGGUCACCUUCCCCACCCAGGACACCAGCUGAAGGUGAAGCAUCCCACUCCACAGUGGGACAUCCAUCCAUACCCCCCCACCCACAGAAAGUCCAAUGAGAGCGGACACAGC